AUGCGAUGCUUCGUCGGGACAAAAAUGCUGUCUUCUGCAGUGUGUUCCUUACCGCCAAUCUACAAUCUUCACUAUGAACGCCUCUGUAUAUCUGUUCCUCGCACUGUGUAACCUUCUCCAACUAGGAAGCUGGGCAAUCGCUGCUACGGUGUACAAUGUGACCAGUACAGUUUCGCUGGCCCCUGCCUCAUCACCUCGCCCUGAGAAACCUGUGCAUGAUGCUGACUACCACUCCUUCUCCAUCGAAUUCUGCUAUAUUGUGGACUACGCUGGGAAUGAUACACAUCCCAACCUCUUCUCGCGCCAGGUCAUCCAGAACCUCAAGGAUAUCGCUGGCAAGGCCCCCAUCUUCCGGGUGGGCGGGAGUACGCAGAACUCGGCGGUCUACUAUCCUGACCAGACAGAGGCGUUGAUUGAUCCAUUUGAUUCAAUUGCCUCCAGCCAACCGCGUCACUCGUACUUUGGCCCGGCGUUUCUGCAGUCCUUCCGGCAAUUCCCUGCUGGUUCUCAAUAUAUCUUUGGUCUGAACUUUUUUAAUUCUGAGAACGAAACUCUGUUCGAUGUGGGGAAUGGAUUGGCGCAGUGUGUUCUCGAGGCUCAUGCUGCCUAUCAUGCCAUCGGGGAUGCGCUCUACGGGUUUGAGAUUGGAAAUGAGGUCGAUUCGUGGGCCGGAGGCCAACGACGACCGGCGAACUGGACGAUCCAAGAAUACGUCGAUCAGUGGAACGAGUAUGCGUCGGUCGUCAGCAAAAACCUCACUCAACAUGAUGCGGAUCAGCUGUUUCAGGGAUGUGCUUUUGAAGCUCCGCGCCACGUCACGACAGCGACGGACUGGAACGUGGCGAAUGCCGAAGCGGACGGAAUGCGCGUGAACAAGGCGAAGAGCGUGGCUGACCAUGAGUACAUGGGUGCCGCCUGUGACUACACCGGGGUGGGUCCCACGCUCGCGACGACGAUCUUUGACCGUACAAAUGUGCUGUCGCGGGUGUGGUAUCAUGACUACCUGGGCAACGCUACCGCGGCCUCGGGCAUCCCUUACGUCUUGGGCGAGACCAACUCGAUCUCGUGUCAGGGCGCGCGAGGCAUCUCGGACGUCAUGGCGGCGGCAAUCUGGGCGGUCGAUUACGUGCUGUACCUGUCGUCGCUACGGGUGGAACGCGUGCAUUUCCACAUGGGGACGCGGUACCCCUACUCCAGCUGGCUUCCUGUGACCUUCAACGAAACGGCGCCCACCGUGUUCCCCAUUUACUAUGCCGCCCUGUUCAAUGCUCACGUCUUCUCAGGCGGCAACAAGCAAACUGAGGUGCUUGUCAACACUACAGACUUUGGUGCGUACGCCGUCUACAGCCUGGGCAAGCUGGAGUCACUCGUCGCCGUCAGCCUGUCAGUGUGGAAUUCCACCUUCACUGCAACCAAGCGGCCUUACACGGCUCUCGAGCUGCCGGAGACCGGCUGGGAAAAUGCCAAGGUGAUGAGAUUGACCAACCCGGGAGUAGACGUGGCCGCGAACAUCACGCUGGCGGGCCAGUCUGUGAAUGCACAGGGCGAUAUCGUUGGCACCGCGGUGUAUCAUGCACCCAUAUCGCCUUGGACGACGUCGCCCUCUGGACUGAUAGCGGCGUUGAUGUUACCUGGUCCUGCGAGAAUGCUUAUGGCAGUCAACCUUGUCCAGAUAUUAAUAGUAAUGCCAUCAAGUGAUAACAUCAGCGUUAGUGGUGUAGCGGUUAGCAUUGUUGCCUUCCAAGCAAUAGAUCGGGGUUCGACUCCCCGCUGACGCAAUUUCUUUUUCGUUUUUUAUUUUUUCGGUGGCACACGAUCCAAACAUGAGAUCACAAAGGGUUGUUAUUGUCCCUUAUCUUAGACACAACGGUGGUGGAGCUAUACGUCGCCAUCGGCUUGAGCAGAGCUUCGGAAUCUUCGUUUACGAGACAGCUACAUUCGAGAAUAAGGGACCGAUCCAGUCCAUUCCAAUCCAGACCGC
Messenger RNA from Aspergillus uvarum CBS 121591, 1981 nucleotides. Its product is annotated as glycosyl hydrolase family 79 C-terminal domain-containing protein. The record is from RefSeq and is a predicted model, not a curated record. The coding region runs from base 74 to 1774 and encodes 566 amino acids. The transcript is spliced from 5 exons. Lineage: Eukaryota; Fungi; Ascomycota; Eurotiomycetes; Eurotiales; Aspergillaceae.